Vicugna pacos (alpaca) is the source of this 1128-nucleotide messenger RNA. The record is from RefSeq and is a predicted model, not a curated record. Lineage: Eukaryota; Metazoa; Chordata; Mammalia; Artiodactyla; Camelidae.
GCACUAACACUGGCCGUGCUCAGAACUGCCUCAGUCCUGAAGACACAACUGACAAAUAGAAGGGAGCCACGCCCUGUUACAGCAGGUGCUCUCACUUUGUGGGUCCUUAUGUGACUGCGUGGCAUUAAUCAGGAUCGCCCAUUCUACAUUGUGUGGCGCUGCUGCCAUGUCUCCUAGUUACUUGUUUCUUGUAAGAAUGCCAGUGACUCAGUUAGAAGCAUACAUCCAAGCCGUCCUUCCGUGUCCUCACCAUCUAGAUGCGAAGCCUGAAUCUUCUGAAUUUCUCCAGAAAGUGAUUUACAAUCACCUUCGACAACGUUCGGAGGAGAGAAUUCAGCAGUGCAGCCUCCUCUCCGAGCUCUAUGAGUUGAUCGGCUUCCACUGCAAGUCCGCCUUCUUCAAGCGGGUGGCCCCCGGCAUCCCGGAGCCUGGCGGGAAGGCCUGCUACCGACUCCUCCUGCAGACGCUUCCUGUCUACACUCUGUCGCUGGACCUGCAGGACUUCAACAAAGGUGUUGGAAUUAAACAUUGCUUCAGUCCCAUUAACCAUGCCUGGUUUGGGCUCUGCUGUCCUGUCUCAUCAGGGUGAAUUCUGAUUCGUGUAGAACAGGGCUCAGCAGACUUUUUUCUGUCAAGGGGUUGGAAGUAAAUAUUUCAGGGUCUGCAAACCUCCUGAUCUCUGGUGCAGCUGCUCAGCUCUGCUGUUCAGAUGCCAGAGCAACCGGACAGCACACACCCAUAGAGCUUUAUUAACAGUGGUGGCUGGGGCUGGAUUGGGUGUAUGAACUGCAGUUUGUCCCCACAGCCUCCUCACUAUUGACGCCUGCACCAGAGCGUGCAUUUGCGACAAUGGGUGAACCUACACUGACACGUCAUCAUCACCCAGAGCCCAUGAUUGACACUAGGAUUUACACUUGGUGGUGUGCACUCUGUGGGUUUGGACAGAUGUGCAAUGAAAUGUAUCCACCGUCACAGCAUGAUACAGAGUAGUCUGUCUUAGUGACCUUAAAAAUGCUCCAUGCUGCACCUCAUUCAUUGCUCCUUCCCCUCUAGUCUCUGACAGCCACUGAUCUUUUAGUCUCUGUGGUUUUGCCUUUCCCAGAACACCGUACAGUUGGAAUCAGACAG